Magnolia sinica is the source of this 1464-nucleotide messenger RNA. RefSeq names its product DNA-binding protein BIN4. The transcript has 10 exons. Bases 112 to 1032 code for a protein of 306 amino acids. Gene Ontology annotation, biological process: DNA endoreduplication; chromosome organization. The record is from RefSeq and is a predicted model, not a curated record. Gene Ontology annotation, molecular function: double-stranded DNA binding. Gene Ontology annotation, cellular component: DNA topoisomerase type II (double strand cut, ATP-hydrolyzing) complex; nucleus. NCBI's taxonomy places the organism in Eukaryota, Viridiplantae, Streptophyta, Magnoliopsida, Magnoliales, Magnoliaceae.
UAUCAAGCGUCAUACUCCGCCAGAGUAGCAAAUAACUCCCCUAAACCCCGAAGCACAAAAGAAGAUCGGGAGCGGCAAAACAAAAAGCAGUCUCUUCCAAGCAAUUGAGAGAUGAGCAGCUCUCGCGAAGAUUCUCCAGAUUGGUUGCGUUGUUUCCAGGCACCUAAUCAUUCAGUGGUGACAUUAUCUUCAUCUUCCGAUUCUUCUCCAAAUAAUAGCCCAAUAAGGGACAAAGAAAUCCACCAUGGAGAACCAUCUUUAGAUUCUGUGUCAAAAUCUCAAGAUAUUGAUCGGAAUAAGGAUGAGGUUCUUAUUGAUAGUGGUGGAGAAUCUCCCGUCAAUAAAGCCCGGAAAUCAAAGGCAUCGAAGAUCAGAAAGAAAGUUGUGAAUGAUAAUCUGGGAGAAGGUAUACGAAGAUGCGAUACAGGGGAUGGAUUUGAGGGUGAAGCCUCUGAGAAGGAAAUACUGGAGAAGCCCAUGGAACCCCAGGUCUCCUCAAGGUUGCCCUUGGUGUUUCCUGAGAAAAUUCAACGAUUGAAGGCACUUGUUGAGUGCGAUGGGGACUCCAUAGACUUGAGCGGAGAUGUGGGUGCUGUUGGCCGAAUAUCAUUUUCAAGUACCCCAAGUGGGAGCAGUGAAAUGCUCUUUGACUUGAAAGGAAACAUAUACAAAACAACGAUAGUUCCUUCCUCAACAUUUUGCGUAGUUAGCUUUGGUCAGGCGGAAGCAAAGAUAGAGGCUAUCAUGAAUGACUUCAUCCAAUUGAAACCUCAUUCUAAUGUGUACGAGGCUGAGACCAUGAUUGAAGGAACCCUUGAUGGAUUUUCAUUUGAUUCGGACGAGGAGGGAGACAAGGUGCCUAAAGCUUCUGCUCGUCAAAGCAAACAAAACAAUGAAAAUGAAGAUGCAGCUGAUGUGAAGGCCAAUGGAAAGGGUGCUACACGAAAGAGGGCUAAAGCUACAGGGAAGCCGGUUAAGACGGGUGGAAGGAAAUCUCAAGGACCAAAGAAGCCAAAGAAAUCUAAGAAAUGAAAAUAAUGGGGUGUUUUCUCAUAAUGCCUUUCCAUGUACCGUAAUCAUAACAUUCCGCCGGUUUUCGGUGGGUAAAGAAGAGUGAAAAUCAAGAAAUUGUGCUGCAUGCUUUAGAAUAUUGGCAGCUUAAUGGCCAGAAAAAAAGGAAAUAAAAUAGAGGAAAACCGGUCUUUCCAUUGAGAGGUUUGCUAGAAUACAUUCCGACAUAUUGCUAUACGAUACUUUGGGACCUUAACUUUUGGAUUUGGGGUCAUCUUUCAAUGAUUGAAACUGUGUAUAUGAUGGGAUUCCUGUAGGAUGGGAUCAGAGGGACAGUCAAAAAUCAAAACUCUUUGAUUGAAAUAUUUCAAUCCGUUGGUCAUUUGUCUCGUUUUCUUACACUACGGACGGUUUCCUUGGACUGUGAAUUAAUUUAAGGUUUGAAAGCUUAAA